Suillus subaureus is the source of this 1149-nucleotide messenger RNA. RefSeq names its product P-loop containing nucleoside triphosphate hydrolase protein. NCBI's taxonomy places the organism in Eukaryota, Fungi, Basidiomycota, Agaricomycetes, Boletales, Suillaceae. The annotation marks the transcript as partial. Gene Ontology annotation, biological process: double-strand break repair via homologous recombination. Gene Ontology annotation, cellular component: chromosome; nucleus; cytoplasm. The transcript is spliced from 3 exons. The record is from RefSeq and is a predicted model, not a curated record. Gene Ontology annotation, molecular function: four-way junction helicase activity; 3'-5' DNA helicase activity; ATP binding.
AUGCCAGACAGUAUGCCAUUGGUCAGUGAAAUAUGCAAUAGAACCCUUCAAGUCUUUGGGCAGAGACCAUGCCUAUGGCAAGUUGAAGUCACACAAGCAGUCCUCCGAUGCGACCAAGAUGUUGUUUCAAUAUCUGCAACCGGCUCUGGCAAAACAAUGACAUUUUGGAUGCCAUUACUAUUCCACCCCCAAGGAAUCCAGAUUGUUGUCACUCCCCUCAACAUUCUCGGUACCCAGAAUGUGGCUGCAUUGGAGAAAUUGUCUAUCAAAGGGCUUGCACUACAUGCUGAGACUGCAACAAAUGCAAACUUCAAAGUAAGACUCACUGUGCAAGAAUAUCGUGUCAUUGUCACCAAUCCAGAGACCCUUAUGAAGGCCAAUGGCGGUUUCGAUAAACUGUGGAAAAAUCAUCUUUUCACAUCACGAAUUAUUAGCAUUGUGUGGGAUGAAGCACAUUGUAUCAGCAAAUGGGGAGACUUCCGCCCUGAGUACAAGCUUGCAGGACGUCUCCGAUAUAUCAUACCGUCCAGGAUUCCAUAUUUCAUCACCUCUAUGACAUUACCAGCUGCUGUCCUUGAUGUCAUCACUGAAACGAUGCGACUUUGCAAAAAUACCUGUAUCAUUCACCGCUCCAAUGACCGGCCAAAUGUUCACCUUGUUGUGUGGGAAUUCCAAUAUCCCAUGAGCAGCUACCUUGACCUCGCCUUCCUCAUCCCAGAGAAUGUGACACUGGAUUGGAAACCACCCAAAUUCUUGGUAUUCUUUGAUGAUAUCAGCAAGUUGGUAGCAGCGGCAAAGUUUCUGAGGUUGCGUUUGCCUCAGCCGCUUCGAAGUAUGUUGAAAUUUGUGUGGUUCAAUGCAGAGAUGACACCAAAUUUCAGAGAAGAACAUACCAAAAACCUCAAAGCAGGCACAGUGUAUGGCUUAUGCUGCACAGACUCCUUUGGCAUGGGCGUUGACUUAUCGGAUAUUGCCCUCGUUAUCCAAUGGCAUAUGUCUUGUGACCUGUGCACCCUCUGGCAACAGUUUGGAUGUGGCGCACAAGACCCAUCAACAGAAGCUACAGCCUUCCUUCUCGUUGAGUCGAAGUAUUUUGAUAGAAGCAGACAGAAGAAAGCAGAUAAUAGAGACAAGCGAGAACAAGCCAAG